GAUCCAAAUUAUUUAACACACACAACCAAAGAAACUAAGAACAACGCGUUCUUUGAAUUUCACACACAAGAAAAGCAAAGUGAACACCAUAUUCAUCAAUUUAAACAUCUACCUAUGCUACUAACCAAAUCAAAAACAACCCCAAAAUCUUCAACCUCACCAUGGCAUGGCAAACCUUAACAACACUUAUAAUCAUCACAAUCAUAACAACUUUCCCAAAAACAAAAUCCCAACAAGAAUACGUAAACAACAAACAACUAGAUUGUGAAAACACAUACAACUCAACUUUAGGCAACAUAUGCAAUAGCAUCCCUUCAUGUCAAUCCUAUCUCACCUUCAAAUCCACUCCACAAUUUAACACCCCCUCUUCCAUUUCACACCUCCUCAACUCCUCCGCAUCUCUCAUCUCACAAUCCAACAACAUCUCCACCGUCCAAACCCUCCCUACAGACACAAUCAUAACCGUCCCUAUAAACUGCACAUGCUCCAACAACAACACCUACUACCAACACAACACUUCCUACACUAUACAAAACACCGGUGAAACUUACUUCACCGUUGCUAAUAACACAUAUCAAGCUUUAUCCACGUGUCAAGCUCUUAUAGCUCAGAAUCCUUAUAAUGAACGAAAAAUUGUACGUGGUAACAACUUAACUGUUCCUCUUCGUUGUGCUUGUCCUACGAAAAAACAGAGUGAUGAAGGUUUCAAGUAUCUUCUUACGUACUUGGUUUCUGAAGGUGAAUCAGUUUCUUCUAUUGCUGAAAUUUUCAACGUUGAUCCACAAAGCAUUAAUGAAGCUAAUGAACUUUCUUCUACAUCGUUUAUUUUCUACUUUACACCACUUUUAAUACCACUCAAAAAUGAACCGCCGCAAAAAAUAGUCAAACCGGCUUCACCACCGGAGUCUCCGCCUCCGCCGCCACCGGCGGCGGAAAACGGAAGUUCAUCCUCUUCCACGAAAUGGGUCAUCGUUGGUGUAGUGGUUGGUGUUGUUGUUUUGCUUUUGGUGGGUGUUGCUCUGUUUUUCCUCUGUUUCCGGCGACGGCGACAACAGAAGCUACAACCACCGGCGGUGGGUAAAGCUUUCUCAGAUUCUAACACAAAGAAAGUUUCAGAGGUUACUUCAACAUCUCAAUCUUGGUCUCUUUCUUCUGAGGGAAUUCGUUAUGCGGUUGAUUCAUUGACUGUGUACAAAUAUGAGGAUUUGCAAAAUGCAACAAAUUUUUUCAGUGAAGAGAAUAAGAUUAAAGGUUCUGUUUAUAGAGCUUCUUUUAAAGGUGAUGAUGCUGCUGUUAAGAUUCUUAAAGGUGAUGUUUCUUCUGAGAUUAACAUUUUGAAGAGGAUUAAUCAUGCUAAUAUUAUAAGGUUGUCUGGUUUUUGUGUCUACAAAGGUAACACUUAUCUUGUUUAUGAGUUUGCUGAAAAUAAUUCUCUUGAUGAUUGGCUUCACUCUGAGAAGAACAAGGAUAAGAAUUAUUCGAAUUCCAUGUGUUUGAGUUGGUUUCAGAGAGUUCAGAUUGCUCAUGAUGUAGCUGAUGCACUUAAUUACCUUCAUAAUUAUGCUAAUCCACCUCAUGUUCAUAAGAAUUUGAAAAGUGGUAAUAUUCUUUUAGAUGGAAAAUUUAGAGGUAAAGUUUCAAAUUUUGGGUUGGCAAGAGUUAUGGAGAAUGAAGGAGGGGAUGAAGGGUUUCAAUUAACAAGACAUGUAAUAGGGACACAAGGUUACAUGGCACCGGAGUAUAUCGAGAAUGGUUUGAUUACUCCAAAGAUGGAUGUUUUUGCAUUUGGUGUUGUGAUUUUGGAGCUUCUUUCUGGUAGAGAAGUUGUUGGUAGUGACAAGAGUAAUGGUUUAGGGGAUCAGCUUCUUGCUUCAACUGUGAAUCAAGUUCUUGAAGGAGACAAUGUUAGGGAGAAGCUUAGAGGUUUCAUGGAUCCAAAUUUGAGAGAUGAAUAUCCUUUGGAUCUUGCAUUUUCAAUGGCUGAGAUUGCUAAAAGAUGUGUUGCUCGUGAUCUUAAUUCAAGACCAAAUGUUUCUGAGGUUUUCAUGAUUCUGUCUAAGAUUCAAUCCUCUACAUUGGAGUGGGAUCCAUCUGGUGACCUUGAACGGUCCAGAUCUGUUAGCCAAGUUUCUGAUAGUAGAUAGUUAAUGAUUUUUAAUUUCAUUGGAUAAGUGUUUGAGAGUUUAUUUAAUGUUUCUAUAUGCAGAGUUUUAUGUUGGAUCUUAUGUAUCACAUCACUUACAUUGAUGAAUAUUUUGCUAUUAUAAAUAGAAGUCCACACUUUGAACUUGUACAUUAUUGUAUUCCUUAAAAUGUUUGGAAUGACUUAUUUGGAUUUA
Molecule: messenger RNA, 2339 nt
Organism: Medicago truncatula (barrel medic)
Lineage: Eukaryota; Viridiplantae; Streptophyta; Magnoliopsida; Fabales; Fabaceae
Product: protein LYK5
Exons: 1
Coding region: 162-2144 (660 amino acids)
Biological process (GO): protein phosphorylation
Molecular function (GO): protein kinase activity; ATP binding
Source: RefSeq, a predicted model, not a curated record